Manihot esculenta (cassava) is the source of this 1251-nucleotide messenger RNA. RefSeq names its product glyoxylate/hydroxypyruvate/pyruvate reductase 2KGR. The transcript has 2 exons. NCBI's taxonomy places the organism in Eukaryota, Viridiplantae, Streptophyta, Magnoliopsida, Malpighiales, Euphorbiaceae. The coding region runs from base 129 to 1073 and encodes 314 amino acids. Gene Ontology annotation, molecular function: NAD binding; glyoxylate reductase (NADPH) activity; hydroxypyruvate reductase [NAD(P)H] activity. The record is from RefSeq and is a predicted model, not a curated record. Gene Ontology annotation, cellular component: cytosol.
CCCAGAAUUCAUAAUAUUUUUUCCCUCCACACUGAAAAAAGCUCCCGAUGAUAAACCCAAACCCACGAAACUAAGUGCGCAACUCUUCCAUUGUCGCUCGCAUAGAAAACAACUCUAUCCAAAAACCAAUGGAGACGAUCGGUGUUCUCAUGACCUGCCCUCCAUUCUUCCCUUACUUACUCGAACAACUCGAGAAGCGCUUCACUCUCUACAAGCUCCAAAACGCCCCAGACAAAACCCAAUUCAUCAAUUCCCACAAGAACUCCAUCCGCGCAAUCGUGGGUAGUGGGGGGUUUGGUGCGGACGCCAAACUGAUCGACCAAUUGCCGAAACUGGAGAUCAUCUCCAGUCACAGUGUGGGGCUCGACAAGGUUGACUUGCCCAAAUGUAAGGAGAAAGGGAUACGGGUCACAAACACGCCUGAUGUUCUGACCGAUGACGUCGCCGAUUUGGCCAUUGGAUUGAUGCUGGCUGUAUUGAGAAGGUUAUGUGAGAGUGAUCGGUAUGUCAGGAGCGGAAAGUGGAAAAAGGGUGUCUAUAAGUUGACUACUAAGUUUACUGGAAAGUCGGUUGGCAUUAUUGGGUUGGGCAGGAUAGGCAUGGCAAUUGCUAAAAGAGCUGAAGCAUUUAGUUGUCCGAUUAGUUACUAUUCUAGAACAGAAAAACGAGAUGUAAAAUACAAGUACUAUCCGAGCGUUGUUGAGUUGGCUGCCAACUGUCAAAUCCUUGUCAUUGCAUGCGCGCUAACGGAAGAAACCCGCCACAUUGUCAAUCGGGAAGUCAUCAAUGCAUUAGGUCCAAUGGGUGUCCUCAUCAACAUUGGUAGAGGUCCUCAUAUUGAUGAACCUGAGAUGGUAUCUGCAUUACUUGAAAGCAGGCUGGGUGGUGCUGGGCUUGAUGUGUUUGAAGACGAGCCUAAUGUACCUGAGCAGUUAUUUAGGCUUGAAAAUGUAGUCCUCUUGCCUCAUGUAGGAACUGCUACGGUGGAAACCAGGAAAGCCAUGGCUGACCUUGUUGUUGGCAAUUUGGAAGCACACUUUUCGAACAAACCUCUGUUAACUCCAGUGGUUUGAUUUUGGCAUUAAUAUUUUUCAGUACAAGAUUGAUUCGAGUCUUCUUCAUGCUUCUGCUACUUGCAAUUACGAUAUGAUGUUUCUUUUUCUUAGUCUUCUUAUGUUCUGUUCAUACAGUUUAUGCAUAAGAGCCGCACAUUCUAUGUGGGGCAAAUUGACAUCUAAUUGUUUCUUUGAA